GAUGAUUAGUAUUGUCGAACGGAAUUCGAGUACUGAUUGCGGUAAAAGCAUCGUUACGGUAGCUGUUAGUUCAAGUUAAAGACUCGCAGGAAUAUCAUGGAGAACGACACCCGCAGCAAAGAUUCUCAAAGCUCAAUGUGGUCUGUACAAAAGGGUACGACCACGAUGUUCAUCGCUGAAGUGCUGGGCACUGCGAUACUUUUGUUUAUUGGUUGCAUGGGUUCUUUAGGAACGAUGGGACCGAUAUUGCCACCGCCAUUACAGACCUCCAUGGCGUUCGGUAUGACUGUCAACCUUUUGAUUAUGAUGUUAGGACAUAUAAGCGGUGCGCAUUUAAAUCCUGCUGUCACCAUUGGGGCAGUUAUUCUUGGAAUUAAAACCAUUCCAACGGGUAUUCUCUACGCAAUAGCACAAUUCAUUGGAGCUACUAUCGGAUAUGGAUUACUAAUGACAAUAACUCCGCCCGAGUUGUUCAAUGAUGGAUAUUCAAAUUCGUCGGUGGGCCAUUGCGUAACAGUCGUUCAUCCUGGAAUCAACACCACGCAAGCCAUUUUAAUCGAAAUUCUUUGUACGUCGUUCAUACUUUGCGCAGCGUGCGCUACUUGGGACCCAAGGUGCGCUCAUACAACAGAUUCGACGGCGAUCCGAUUUGGCUUCUCUGUUGUUGGCAUUUCACUCGCGGCGAGUCCUUACACUGGUUGUAGUAUGAAUCCUGCGCGUACUUUCGGCCCAGCUUUUUGGAAUGGGAACUGGACGGAUCAAUGGAUUUACUGGUUCGGACCGACUGCAGGCGCUUUCCUUGGAACGUAUACAUAUGUGUAUCUGUUUGCGGAGAAAAAAGCGGACGUACAGGACUUACAAGCUCAUCUUAGGUAUAUAGAAAUGAAGUCAAUUAAAGCAUCGUUGCAAGACAUAAAUUCCAAAGAAGGAAGAAAUGUUAAGGAAGAAAAUCUCGAAUUAGUAAAGGGCGAGGAAGCUGCUUGAUAACUGUUAAGGUACGAUUAUUCAUUAUCGACCGUUAGCAACAGUCUUCCAUAAUAUCUAAAGUAGUUCAAUAACGCCACCACGGGUGUCGCCGCACGUCACAGUAUGGCGUGCACUGUAUUUCCAUCAACAUAUAUUGCAUUUAUCUCGUAUAUAUAUACAGUAUUUAUCUCGUCUUGUAUUAUUUCAACAAAAUUGACAUCACUUAUACUACUUAUUUACUAUUUAACAGUAUAAGUGUGAUUUAUAGAUUAAUUAUUUUAUGGUUAUGUAGCUGUAGGAUGUAUAAAUAAUGUAACGAUUUCUUUAAUUCAAAUUAUUUAAUAUUCCCGGAUGACACGAGAGUAACUUGUGCUAGUAGGGAAAAUGAUAAGUGUUUAAGUGAUGUAACAAUUCUCAAUAUGUCUAAUUUAAAGAUUCACAUAUUUAUAUACAAAAAAUAUAUUUGUUCAUUAAAACAUCGAAAUGAGACGUAAUUUCUUCUAAGUAGGUACAUACAGUAUUUAGAGUGUCAGAGUAUCUUCCAAGUAUUUUUGACUCAUACAGUUCAUACGGUUUCUAUUUAGGGCUAUUCUAUUUUCUCAAGGAGCUCAGCAUUUUCCUCAAUGAUCUGCUUUAAUGAACCAAUCUAAUCAAUGUAUGUACACACUAGACAAAUAACUACUUUAAGAACGUAGUCAGGUGACGACGUGGAAAGGUUUAUUUCUGACAUGAAAAUUCUGCGCAGAUUCAUGUUCCACAAAUACGUCGUCACAAUUCGAAUCAAUAGGGCGGCUCUAGAAUUUUAAGCUCCAUUCACACUUGUGUUCUACGUCUUGGGGGUUAAAUUACUUACGGUAUAACAAAAUAUCUGCUUGCCAGAUGUGUAUUUUAUUUUCAAUUCAUAAAACGUUACCCGUCCUGCGUAAAUUCAAUUGUUAAGUUUGCAAUAUUUAAAGUCAUAAAAUUUCUUAGAAUUGGAAGCAUCAUUACUUUUUUAUUUUUUUAUUAAAGCAAAGUUGACGUGCAACGUGUCUCUGUAACCAUUUUAUCUAUGUAUAAAAGAUAUUGUGCCAGUCUAGAUAAAAAUGGAAACGUAAUGGAAACAAAUGUUUGUUUUUUCCGAGUUGCGUUUUAUUAUGUAGAGAUCAAUACGUGAAACAAGGUGACAAUUAUUGGGUAUAAACCUAUUAUUAGUUCUUCCACGCAACGAUUAAUACCUUUUUUCAUAAAAGAUACCAUCAGGAGCACUACUAAAUAACCACCAGUUAUAGACAUGCAAUUAUUUCACCAGAUUGAGGUGCAGUAUUAAUGAACGAAUCAAUUAUUUAAAGAGUUAAUUUUUACUUUAAAGUUCUUUGACAAUAAAUUUUAUCAACGACGUGUUUUUAUGUGCAUUGCCACCCUAUAUGUAAACGAUAUCGGAUUUCUAACCGCAACAUGUUGUAAAAACAAAGAGGAAACACAAAACAGGGAGAUAGCUUUCAGGUUAUAGUAGCCGCAGCAGAAUAUGUAUUAAUCGUAUUUCGGUCUGACUGUGCGUAUCUGCGUAAGCUAUAAUUAAGGAAACCUCCCACAUAUUUCGACAUAGCUUUACGCGUAAUAUAUUUCCAAACAGUUCAUAAGAAUUUUACUUUUCGAGAUCAGGGCUAAUUGCGCGUUUAAACGUUGUUCUACUCGUCCAAAAGGGACGACCUAAGAGUACGUGAUCAAAAGCACUUCAUUACAAGUACUCUGGUACAUUUAUUAUGCACAUAUAGAUGGACGUUUCUUUCUUUUUCUAUUUUUCUAUACACACGCGUGCGCGUAAUACACACACACACACAUGUGAGUUUUAUUCUAUAUAUAUAAAAUGAAACUCAACCGCUGCAACUAUCGAUUACCUGCUGCAUCCAUCCAUGGAACGUUCUGGAGACCGAGACUGGAGCAUUUGAAACACGUUGUUCCUGUUUUCAAUUGAUUCAUUUCUUCUAUUGUUAAUAGUAUUAUUUGUUUCUACAAAAAUAAAAUCCAAAAUCUCAAUGACAAAAACCAAAUUUUUCUCUUUCUUGAUAAGCGCGAUGUUAUAUAACAAAAUUGAAUCCCCAUAAUAUUUUCAAUCCUCAUUAUCGUUGCCAAUAUCAUGUAUAUAUGUAGUUGACGCGACGUUAAAACGUAUUAAAAGGAGAACUCGGUCGAUAAGAAGAUGGCUGCUGUUGCAUGCGACACAACGGUUGAUAAAACAACGUUUGAAUGUUGAACAUCCACAAUCAGCAAGGUGCACAAGCACUACGAACGUCACAAUGCAUUAAGUCAUACGAAGAUCAGUAUCGUUAACUAUGCGUUAGUUUUUAAAUAUACCCGACGACUCAGCGGUUGCAUAGAACGCUAUUAAAUUUAUAGUAUUCCAUACGAACAUCGUCCGACUACAUUAUACACACAUACAUGCGUAUAUGUAUAUAUCGAGUCGUUAAGCAGCUACGAAACCAUAUCAUUCCAGAAUGUUACGCAUUCGUGCACCUGAGAGAGCAAUGAAAACAUUAGGAGACACGCGGUCUGCAUCCAGCUGGAUACAUAUGUCGAUAGACAUAUUCCGGUUCUGUUCUUGCCCCUCCCGGUUGUGUGUGAAUUUAUCGCGAACAUCUGCUCAGCUUUAUGCUUUCGCUUCUAUGGCCAGGCUGCCUGGUAAUUUUCCUUUCAUCAUUCAACCCUUAAAAUUAUUCCAGUUUUCAUUAUUGUAUAUAUUACAUGUUUGAAAAGCUACACAAAAGGUUUUAUAUCGUAGGGAUCUUGGCCACGAUUCUUAUUCCCAUGAAUAAACUUGCAUCAGCUACGCGCCCUUCAAGCAAGAUACUACGCAUUAGGUCAGAAGACGCAUACGAAAAAUCGAUAGAGCUACAGCUGUCACGUGAAGCCUGUAUUGCGCAAUAAUACGCGCCCUUUGCAUAAGCGUCGUUGGUUUUGGAAGGUCAUUGUGACACGUGAUUGAGCAAAUGUGAUAAAAUUAACACGUGAUUAACGUGUCACGUUACUUUUCCUGCCAUGAUCAACCUCAUUAACCUCAGAAUGUUGACCUGUAUCACGCUAUACAUAUAUGCAGUUCGUGUGUGUUUGCAAACAUGAUGCUAUUUAUUGCGUGACAUGGGUCAGAGUUAUGAUCGUGCCUCCGAAUUAUCUUAAAGUAACGAGCUUCUUUAUCCUCCUUUUAUCUAGCUUUCUAUCCUACCGUAUCGAUGGAAUUCGUUUUUAGCAAACAUAUGUUUCGGGAUAACUACGCAGCUUUCAUGACGAAAUACGCCAUGUAAUCUGGCCGGGAUUUUGCUUCAUUAACUGACCAUUGCUCUCCCCACCUUGAGAGUGACUUUACAGAACGAACUUCUGGUAUUCGCGCUCAAUGGAGAAAAUAGAUACGUAAUAUUUUCUAGAAAUGUGUUUUUCGAAAAUUAAUCAUAUAAGAUCACUUGUUGUGUCCAGUUGCACUUCUGUACUGUGUCAUAGUUUACUGUCCCUUUGAUUAUUCAGUAGUAAUUCUGAUAAAGAUGUGUACCGAAUUGUUCAUUACCAUCUAUAGACUUAUGUACGAUAACAACGUCAUCUCACUCAUACUUGCAGAAGAACAAAAAUGCAAUCUUAUCUCGAGUUAUUAAAGGUAGCAGAAACAAGAGAAGCACUCAUGUAGAAGUAAAAUACUCGGUUUGCUUGUUGAAUGCAAGCUAACAUUGUAAGAGAUCGAAAAAUGUUUUCAAAGAUUCAAUGUUUGUAUUGUUAAAAUAAUUAACGACAAACGUGACGUGGCCUAUAAGCUUCUGAAAAAUCACGCGUAGUAAAUAGCAUCGUUAAAGACAACCUCAAACUGUCCUUGACUUCGGAAACUGCGUAGUGUUUCUAAGGAAUAGCCCUUUCCCCUUACGUUACGACGAAAACAAAUAGCCAAAUAAUACAAGGUUAGUCGUUCCUUGCUUCCAUCACGCACAUAAUCCAACCGCUCGAAGUGUAAAUAUAUAGGUAUGGAAGAAGGAAAUGUACGUUUGUGUGAGUGAGGCUAUGGUGGGGACCAGGUGGGAGAUUGUGCCAGAAAUCUCGUCGUUGCCUCCCCGAUCAAUACUCGGAUUUUGCUUGUUUUUUCCACAAAAAUCAGUUAAAUAGUGAUAACUGUGUCGUUGAAUGAUAGUUUAUGACACGAGGAACACGAUGAUAUGAGUGGCUGUUAAAUAAAUGAUGGAAUAAAUAUAGAAAUCAUGAGUUGAAAGAAAAUGCGCAUUAGGUGCCGGUUGCCGGCGUAACUUCUCGAACAUUCAGUACUGCGACGCCGCACGCCUAUAUAAGAGGGCCGGCCGGCUUGGCUCGGCGCAUUCGUAAAUAAACUUUCGUUCAGUUCGGACGCAGCGAACACCCGAAGACCCACCAACCAGUGAACAUACCUCUACUUCUUUUACGUGGUCCACGAGGCUGCUGACAACACGACGAGAAAAUGUAGACGAGACGGAUUCGGUGCGGAGCGCGACAGUUUACCUGAACCCUACGGGGUCGGUGCUUGAACAAUCCGUACGCAACCAUAAUCUGGUCAGAUUAGAGUUCGAAAUUUCCUCACACAUUUUGAACUAUUUGAGAAGAGCACCUCGAGAUACAGGCAUUAGUUUAGAGCAGACUCGUAGUUUGAGGUCGAGAAUAAAUCGUCGGCACCAUCUUGUCUAAACGAAUACUCUACUACAAGGGCACACGGAACGUUGGAAUUGAGAACAAAAAAUAAGUAUACAGAAUCAAAUAGAACGGGGAAAAGAUACAAAAACAAUAGAAAACAAAACAAAAGAAGGCUAGGAAGAGAACGGAUCAUUUUCCUAAAGUGCUCUAGCUUUGCGAAUCGAGAAGCGUCGGACGAGUCCUUCGCUCGGAUUCGCCACCGAGCUCUCCUCUUCGUCUCGUUACC
This is a messenger RNA of Bombus pyrosoma, 5869 nucleotides long. Its product is annotated as aquaporin AQPAe.a-like. Gene Ontology annotation, biological process: transmembrane transport. The record is from RefSeq and is a predicted model, not a curated record. Bases 97 to 984 code for a protein of 295 amino acids. Gene Ontology annotation, molecular function: water channel activity. Lineage: Eukaryota; Metazoa; Arthropoda; Insecta; Hymenoptera; Apidae. Gene Ontology annotation, cellular component: plasma membrane. The transcript has 8 exons.